GGGAUUCCCGCAGCUCUAACAAAUAUUACUUUUCUCUGUCUCCUGUCACUCAUUCAGCUCGGACUUCUCUGCCAGACGGUCACUGAGAGUGAGUGAGUGUGUCCAUCAUGAAUGUUCUUAUGCCCUCCAUGCUAGGGGACGACCCACACCUGAUGGCUGAGCCGGCGGUCCAGAUCUUCGAGCAGCCCCGGCAGCGGGGGAUGCGCUUCAGGUACAAGUGUGAGGGUCGCUCAGCCGGCAGCAUCCCCGGAGAGAAUUGCUCCGACAACAACAGGACCUACCCCAGCCUGCAGAUCCUGAAUUACUCUGGGAAAGGUAAGGUGCGCGUUUACUUGGUGACGAAGAACGAGCCGUAUCGGCCGCAUCCACACGACCUGGUUGGGAAGGACUGCAAAGACGGAUUCUACGAGGCCGAGUUUGGUCCCGACCGCAGAGUGAUUGUUUUCCAGAAUCUGGGCAUCCAGUGUGUGAGGAGGAGGGAAGUGAAGGAGGCGAUCGUACAGAGGAUCACCAGAGGGAUUAACCCCUACAGCGUGCCACGUGAGCAGCUGCUGCAGACCGAGGAGUACGACCUGAACGUGGUUCGCCUUUGCAUCCAGGUUUUCCUGCAGGAUGAGAAUGGGCAAUACACCCCGUCGCUCAACCCCAUCGUCACCAACCCCAUCUACGACAACAGGGCCCCAAAUACAGCAGAGCUGAGGAUCUGUCGGGUCAACAGGAACAGUGGCACUGUCAAAGGAGGAGAUGAGAUCUUCUUACUGUGUGACAAAGUACAGAAAGAUGACAUUGAGGUGCGAUUCUACUCAGCUGACGGCUGGGAGGCUAAAGGCUCCUUCUCCCAGGCUGACGUUCAUCGCCAGGUAGCCAUCGUCUUCAAGAGUCCUUCCUACUAUAACACCUCCAUUACAGAGUCGGUCACUGUGCACAUGCAGUUGCGAAGACCUUCUGAUCAGGAAGUCAGCGAGAGUAUGGAGUUCAGAUAUUUGCCUGAUGACAAAGACCCUUACGGCUACAAUGAGAAAAAGCGCAGAAGAGAGCACUUGAUGAAGAUAUCAGGAUUGUCAGGUGGUAAUUUUUCUGGUCUGGCUUUGAACAGGCCAAAGGCAGUGUCACAGACUACCAUGAGUCAUAUGCGUAAAGACCCAAACAUGUACCUAAGGACACACCCCAUAUCUACGAUACAGCAGCAACCUGCUAUGUUCACCCAACCUUACCAACCAGGGCCCCAGAAUGUGAUGAUGACACCACAGGCGCGUAAUCUACAAAUGAGCCAAUCAUGGGCAAACCCCAGCGCAGGACUCUCAAUGGAAACAGUCACCAUAAACCCAUCUGUUGCCAUAAACAAUCUGCCACGUCAUACUACUAUCAGGCAACAGCAGCCAAACCAUGGAUCUAGUUACUCCCACAGAAUGGGGCACAACAGCUGUGAGAAUAACGCCCUACCCCAGCUCUCCAUAAGGGACUUGCAGUGCUUGGAUACAGCCCCCCAGUCCUCUGUAAUGAGCCAGUCAGAGUCCCAGCCACUCUUCCACAUGCAGCACCAAAGGGAUGAGCAAGCAUCUGAGAGCCAGGCCCAGAAUCAUCUAGGCAACCAAAACCAGGGUCUCCAGACUGUGUGGCCCACUUUCAAUACCCUCAAUGCAGUCCAGAGCCCAUUUAACGGGUCAGUACCUGGAGGUGGAGGGGGGUCCCAAGGGCUUGGCUCUUUCCCCUUCCUUGACGGAAUGCAAGGGGAUGAUUUGCUGAAGGGCAUAGUGGGAGGAAGUUCUCAGACUGGCUUCCAGCUGAAGCAGGAGCCUCAGAUGAACGUGGGACAAGACACCCAUGCCUCGCUCAUGCAAUCCCAAGGAAAUACUUAUACCAACUUGCUUCCUCGUCCUAUGAGCAAUGGCACGAAUAUGGAUCAAGUGAUACACGAUGGUAGUGGCAAUAGCCAGGCUUUCAAAAAUCUGCAGAAUCCUUACCCAAACAACAGCAUGGCCCCAGAUAAUCACUUUUCAACAUUGGCUGACUGGAUCGAAGCAACCCGGCAAAGCGAGUAGAGGCAGUGACAUAUGUCGUAUAUAUUAUCUUGUUUUACCUUAUUAAUCCAGAAAUGUUGCUCUCUCCCACUUUGGCAUGGUAAGGCUCAGUGGGGACUUGGGUUAUUUCAUCUGUGGGCAUGAGACCAAAAUUAUUGGCAAGCAUUUGGAUUCAUAACCAACCAUUGUUUUGUUGUUUCUUGGUGGCACAACCGAUUACUGUCUAUAUUCCUUUUUGGAAUUGGUCUUUGCUUCCAAUUAUAAAUCAGUAAUGAUACAUUUCUUCCUAAAUCUAUCAACCAAAAUUUGGUGUUUUGGCAAGUUUAAGGCCAUAUAGCUCCAGAAACUUCCAUCAUUUUAUAUCAAGGAGACUUUAUUUCAAGGUCAUUCCAUGAUCGGUGUAAAGUGUGGUUCUGAUAUUGUUCUACCCCAACCCUCUUGGUGUGCACCAUUCACUCCCCCUAAUUCACUUAUUGGUUUGGCAUCCAGCUGGUGGUUUUCUCCAAAUGACUCAAUAAAACCGAGCUCACAUUUCUUCACUUGGUUUCUGCAAGGCUAAGACCUGCACGUGGAUAACCUCUGCCUAACGCCGGGUUUACACCGGACGCGGAAGCGCCGCACCACGCCGCGCCAUUCUCAAGCGCGCAGCCGCCUGGCUGUUCACACCAGCCUGCGAUUCUGCUUUCUCCGCUUGUUGUUGUACCCGUUGAAUG
This is a messenger RNA of Hippoglossus stenolepis (Pacific halibut), 2734 nucleotides long. RefSeq names its product v-rel avian reticuloendotheliosis viral oncogene homolog (gene rel). Gene Ontology annotation, molecular function: RNA polymerase II cis-regulatory region sequence-specific DNA binding; DNA-binding transcription factor activity, RNA polymerase II-specific. Bases 108 to 2042 code for a protein of 644 amino acids. Gene Ontology annotation, biological process: non-canonical NF-kappaB signal transduction; canonical NF-kappaB signal transduction; inflammatory response. Gene Ontology annotation, cellular component: cytoplasm. The transcript has 11 exons. The record is from RefSeq and is a predicted model, not a curated record. Lineage: Eukaryota; Metazoa; Chordata; Actinopteri; Pleuronectiformes; Pleuronectidae.